AUGUACAGAUGUGUCAUCCUAGAGAUGUUUGACUACCUGUGCAAUGCCGAUGAGCAGGAAACCACAGAUGCUUCCUCACCAUCUCCGUACCACACUUUCCCUGAUCCUGCUGAUGUCGUCCGCUUUCGCUCUCAACUCCUUAACUGGUACAACAAGGAGAAGAGAGAGCUGCCAUGGAGGACUCUGGCUACGACAGAGUCAGACAUCAACAUCAGGACAUAUGGAGUAUGGGUUUCAGAAAUAAUGCUGCAGCAGACUCAGGUUGCCACAGUAAAAGACUAUUACAACAAGUGGAUGAAGAGGUGGCCCACAGUCCAGGAACUUGCAGCUGCCACUUUAGAGGAGGUGAAUCAGAUGUGGGCAGGCCUGGGCUACUACUCCCGUGGAAGAAGGCUGCAUGAAGGAGCACAGAAGGUGGUGUCAGAGCUAAAGGGACAGAUGCCUCAGACGGUUGAGAGCCUGCUCAAACAGCUGCCUGGAGUGGGACGCUACACUGCUGCAGCUAUAGGCUCUAUUGCACAGGGGCUGGUUACCGGAGCUGUGGACGGUAAUGUCAUUCGGGUGCUGUGUCGCCUGAGGGCGAUUGGAGCUGACAGCACAAGUCCAGCAGUGACAGCGGCACUUUGGGAUCUGGCCAAUUUGCUGGUGGAUCCUGAGAGACCUGGAGACUUUAACCAGGCCAUGAUGGAGCUGGGAGCACGAGUCUGCACCCCUAAAGGGCCCCUGUGCAGCCAGUGCCCCGUGCAGUCUCACUGCCACUCUUAUCACAAGGUUCUUGUCAAACAAGAGCAAAACUCUAAGAAGCUUUUGGGGAAGCUGGGUACAAAGACUUCAGAGCUGCCUGACAUAGAAGACUGCACGAACAGUGUAACAUGUCCCCUGUGUCCCUCGGAGCCCUGGGAUGAUGAGCUGGGUGUUCAGAACUUCCCCAGAAAGCCGUCGAAGAAGCCGCCCCGGGUGGAGCGAACUCUUACCUGUGUGGUGAAGAGGCCUGGAGAUGAUGGGGAAGAAAGGUUCCUGCUCAUACAGAGGCCGAGCAAAGGUUUGUUGGCAGGCUUGUGGGAGUUUCCAAGUCUUCUGCUUGAGGUUGAAAACUCUGAGAAGAAACAGAAGGGGGCGCUCUGCGAGGAAAUCAGCAGAAUACUGGGAACGCAUUUAACUGGAAACCUGUUCCAGUAUGUGGGAGAGGUUGUCCACAUCUUCUCCCACAUCCACCAGACUUAUGUGGUUUACAGUGUGUGUUUAAAGGAGAGGGACACACACACACUGACUGGAAACACACAGUGGCUCACUAGAUCUGCUCUACAGGGAGCUGCUGUGUCCACAGGACUGAAAAAGCAAUAA
This is a messenger RNA of Neolamprologus brichardi, 1344 nucleotides long. Lineage: Eukaryota; Metazoa; Chordata; Actinopteri; Cichliformes; Cichlidae. The record is from RefSeq and is a predicted model, not a curated record.